Messenger RNA from Chionomys nivalis (European snow vole), 6119 nucleotides. It is a transcript of the gene Lars2, whose product is annotated as leucyl-tRNA synthetase 2, mitochondrial. Bases 179 to 2890 code for a protein of 903 amino acids. Lineage: Eukaryota; Metazoa; Chordata; Mammalia; Rodentia; Cricetidae. The record is from RefSeq and is a predicted model, not a curated record. The transcript has 21 exons. Gene Ontology annotation, molecular function: aminoacyl-tRNA deacylase activity; leucine-tRNA ligase activity; ATP binding. Gene Ontology annotation, biological process: mitochondrial translation; leucyl-tRNA aminoacylation. Gene Ontology annotation, cellular component: mitochondrion.
UGGCGGCGCCCAUAGUGACUCGCGAGGCUUCGUUCGUGUAAUGCUUUGGGGAGUGAGGCAGAAGGGAGCUGCAGGCCAGAGCCUGUGAGCAGGUAACCCGCAGCCGGAGGACGAGAGGCAGGCCCUGCUUAGCCCCAGUCGCUAGGAGCAGGAGGUGAAGGGUCUUCCCUCCUGGAGAAUGGCAUCAGCUUGUCAGAGGCUGAGUUUUUAUGCCUCUCUUCUGAAAAGGCAGCUCAUUUGUGGGCCACCUGUCAUCCUGUGGGAAAGAAGAAUAACUCCAGGGUAUGCCAGAAGUAUUUACAGUGCCACAGGGAAGUGGACGAAGGAGUACACCCUGCAGACAAGGAAGGAUGUUGAGAAGUGGUGGCAUCAACAUAUAAAGGAGCAGGCAUCCAGGAUCUCAAAAGAAGACAAAGCAAAGCCCAAAUUCUACGUGCUCUCCAUGUUCCCCUACCCUUCUGGCAAGCUGCACAUGGGCCAUGUACGAGUCUACACCCUCAGUGACACCGUUGCACGGUUCCAGAAAAUGAGAGGCAUGCAGGUUAUCAACCCCAUAGGGUGGGAUGCAUUUGGAUUGCCUGCCGAAAAUGCUGCCAUCGAGAGGAAUUUGCACCCAGAAAGCUGGACUCAGAGCAAUAUUAAAUACAUGAAGAAACAGCUUGACCGUCUUGGCCUGUGCUUCAGCUGGGACAGGGAAAUCACUACCUGUUUGCCAGAUUACUACAAAUGGACUCAAUACCUAUUUAUCAAACUCUAUGAAGCUGGACUGGCCUAUCAAAAAGAGGCCUUGGUUAACUGGGAUCCAGUGGACCAAACAGUGCUGGCCAAUGAGCAGGUGAAUGAAUAUGGCUGUUCAUGGCGUUCUGGAGCCAAGGUGGAGAAGAAAUAUCUCCGACAGUGGUUCAUUAAGACAACUGCAUAUGCAAAGGCCAUGCGGGAUGCCUUGGCAGACCUCCCAGAGUGGUACGGAAUAAAAGGCAUGCAGGCCCACUGGAUUGGGGACUGUGUAGGCUGCCAUCUAGACUUCACAUUAAAGGUUGAUGGACAAGACACAGGAGAGAAACUGACAGCAUAUACAGCCACCCCUGAGGCCAUUUAUGGCAUUUCCCACGUGGCCAUUUCUCCUAACCACCGGCUUCUACAUGGCUGCAGUUCUCUGAAGGAAGCCUUGCAGAAGGCACUAGUCUCUGGCAGAGAUUGCCUCACACCAGUGAUGGCUGUGAACAUGCUCACGCAGCAGGAGGUCCCCAUCGUUAUCAUGGCCAACGCUGACUUAGAAGGUUCUCUAGAUUCGAAAAUAGGAAUCCCCAGCACCAGCUUAGAGGACUCCAGGAUAGCCCAAGCCCUGGGCCUGCCCUACUCUAAAGUCAUUGAAACUUCUCCAGAUGGCACAGAGAGACUGAGUGGAUCUGCUGAGUUCACAGGUAUGACCCGGCAGGACGCCUUCCUAGCCCUGACUCAGAAGGCCCGGGGGAUGAGAGUGGGCGGAGACAUCACGAGUGAUAAACUGAAAGACUGGCUGAUCUCAAGACAGCGCUACUGGGGCACGCCGAUCCCCAUUGUCCACUGCCCCACCUGUGGCCCUGUGCCUGUACCAUUGCAAGACUUGCCUGUGACUUUGCCCAGCAUCACAUCUUUCUCUGGCAAAGGAGGCUCCCCACUGGCCUCAGCUUUGGAGUGGGUGAACUGCCCCUGCCCAAGGUGUAAAGGAUCAGCCAGGAGAGAGACGGACACCAUGGACACCUUUGUGGACUCUGCGUGGUACUACUUCAGAUACACUGACCCCCACAACACUCACAGUCCUUUUAGCUCAGCCCUGGCAGACUUCUGGAUGCCUGUGGAUUUGUACAUCGGGGGAAAAGAGCACGCUGUCAUGCAUUUGUUCUAUGCAAGAUUCUUCAGUCAUUUUUGCCAUGACCAACAGAUGGUAAAGCACAGGGAGCCUUUCCAUAAACUGCUAGCCCAAGGCCUUAUCAAGGGACAGACUUUCCGCCUUCCAUCUGGACUGUGUUUGAAGAAGGAGGAUAUCGACUUCACAGGUCCUGCUCCUGUUUGUGCAAAAACAAAAGAGAAGUUAGAGGUGACAUGGGAGAAGAUGAGCAAGUCCAAACACAAUGGGGUGGACCCCGAAGAGAUUGUGGCUCAGUAUGGAAUUGACACAAUCCGGCUCUACAUCCUCUUCGCAGCCCCUCCUGAGAAGGACAUCUUGUGGGAUGUAAAGACGGAUGCUCUCCCUGGAGUACUGAGAUGGCAGCAGCGGCUGUGGUCUCUGACAACGCGAUUCAUUGAGACCAGGACCUCUGGGUCAGUCCCCCAGCCUCAGCUGCUGAACAACAAGGAGAAAACCAAGGCCCGAAGCCUCUGGGAAUAUAAAAACGCAGUCAUAGCUCAGGUAACCACCCAUUUCACAGAGGACUUUGCGCUGAAUUCUGCAGUUUCUCAGCUGAUGGGACUCAGCAGUGCCCUCUUGCAAGCCUCUGAGAGAGUGGUUCUCCACAGCCCUGAGUUUGAGGAUGCUCUGUGUGCCCUGCUGGUGAUGGCUGCCCCCAUGGCUCCUCACAUAACCUCAGAGCUCUGGGCAGGCCUGGCGCUGGUACCAAGCAAGCUCUGUGACCACUAUGCCUGGGACACUGGUGUGAUGCUGCAGGCCUGGCCCACGGUGGACUCACAGUUCCUUCAGCAGCCUGAUAUGGUUCAGAUGGCCGUUCUGAUCAACAACAAGGCCUAUGGCAAGAUCUCUGUGCCCCAACAAGUUGCCCAGGACCAGGGCAAAGUCCACGAGUUUGUUCUCCAGAGUGAGCUGGGCACCCGGCUGUUGCAGGGGAGAAGCAUCAAGAAGUCCUUCCUCUCCCCUAGGACUGCCCUCAUCAAUUUCCUGGUGCAGGAGUGACCAGGGCCUCAAGGACUCGCCUUCUCUGCCCAGAUCAAGGAAAGGAUGUUAGCUUAGGAGAAGAGAAAAGACAAACAUCUGGGCCAUUGGCCUUGUUCCGGGACAGACUGGAGUCAGCAGGACUGCCACACAGGGUGUGGAACUACCUGAGAUACUGCUGGGUGGGAACAAGGAGAAGGGCAAGGCUGGCAGACAGCUAGGAGCGUCUGCACGCAGCUCUGUGUGUCUCAGGCUCUUCUGAGGAGUCACACAGACUAAAGGGGCCAAGCAGGCUCAGGAGCUGCACAGGAGUCCAGGUGGUGCUGGCUGGACUUUUGACUCCCAGGACAGACACAACCCUUCGAUAUAUGUUCAGGGUCUCACUUGUGGACUGGACGUGGACACUGGCAUCUCUAGAAAUUGUUCUACGUGUCUCCAGCACUUUUCACGUAGGUGUCGCAUAGGUCUCUUCCCCUCCAGCCAGGUGGCCUCUUCUGAGUCUGAGGUCCAUGCUCUGGGAUAGGGUUUCACUUUACUUCUGAACCGGAACAGAAGGACCGUAUCAUUGUCCCUGUUUCCGUGUGUGGAGUGUGCUCUGUGGUGAGCAAAACUGUGUUCUGAGCUGCUGAUCCCUGCCAGGGCCCCAUCACAGCCCAGCAGGGGUUUGAACCCCAGAUGACUCACAUGGGCCUCAGAUAGUGAUGCCAUCAGUUUGGCCCCCAGAAUGUCACUAGCAAGAGCAAGUUCACCAGAGAGGAGUUGUUGCGUCCUGGGUGUCACCUCCUGUGUCCAAGCUGCUCUGAUUUAGCUGUUUAGGAGAUGGCCAGGAGUGGAGCCAGCUCACCAGUAAAUUAGACAAAACUGAUUGUUAUGAGAGUCAUUCAUAAAGUGCUCUUAUAGACGCGGUCUGAGCAAGGGCUCGAUGCCUAGUCAUGGGGAGAAGAGAAGAACUUAGCCUUUUCAGGAUGCAGAAGCUCAGUGUCUACAAUCCAGUGCUACCCAGAGGUGGCUAUCAUUGUCUCCUACCAUUCAGAUGACUUUUAGUGUCAUAAGUGUAUGUCACUGUGAGACAUAUCUGUGAUCUCGGAACAGCCCUGUAUUCCAGAUCUAAGGGUUCAUCCAGAACAGACCAGUGUCCGCCACCAUUCCAGGCCCUGGUUCUGUGCCGCCUCCCUGGAAUGCCUAUGGUCUGUCACCUUGACCUCCAUCUAGGCCGGGCUCAUCCAGGCCCAUGAGCAAGAGAGGCUCAUGCACAGGAUCUUGAGCUUGACACUGUGCCGGUUGUCCAUGCCUAGAAAUUGUAGUUUAAUUGUAGCCAUCAUAAGGGAUUUAGAAUUUUUUACAAGUGAGUCUGCUGAGGGUAUAGCUCAGGGGUAGAGUGUGAGCCUAGCAUGGCCAGGCCCUAGGUUCCAUCUCCAACACAAAAAAGCAAAGCAGCUCUACCAGAGGAACUGUGGCAGCACACCUGUGAUCCCAGCAUGGGAGAGGCAGAAGGACCAUGGGUUUGACGCUAUCUUUAGCUACAUUAGACUCUGCCGCAAAGAAAAACUACCAAUGAUCCUACCACCAAAGUUUGAGAACACUGGAUUAAUGAAUGUUUCUGAGCCAUAUUUUCUACCCAGUCCUUUCUCCUUCAUUUUUUCAUCUUACCCGGGAUGAGUUUGGCCCAGUACUGCUAGGAGGUAAAGGUGGGAGAGAUUUGGACCAGAGAGGAAGGCAGAGCCUCAAUUCUGGAGAGUUAUGUUAAGAGGAUCCCCAAGCUGACACAGGUGACUGUCCCAUGACACACAGGAGUACGUGAAGAUAGGGUGAGGGCUUUGGUUGUUUUGUAUUCUCCAGGAAUGAGCUCGGUGGCCUUGAUGAACUAGGGGUAGGCUGUCCUUCAGUUGGGCGUUCUCUGCCCUAAGCACUGGGCCAGUAAAGUCUGUAGCCUUCUGGACCGACACACUGGGCGUUGGAGAACAUUCUCUCCAAGAAGAUGAAACUUGAAAACAUGAACUCAUUGGUACUUCCUAGGGGACGGUAGAUAUGAUGGAACAAUUGGGCAGAAAAUUGUUCCCUGUGGGUGAGUGCUUGGGGUGUGGUGUGAUCUGAGUCAGAAACUCAUUAUCUCAGAUUCUACAGAGCCCUAGAGGGUAGGAAUUAUUCUCAUGAAGAUGAAACAAAACAGAACAAAAACACAGCAAGCUGAGAAACUUAGUAAUUUGCCUAGGUUUCAAAGCUAAUACACAGAAGAGGCAGGGUGUAAACUCACAUCUGGCUUCUUCAUGCUAUCCUGCUGUGUCACCGGGCCCUCACCUAAACGCCUGUCUUGAUUGAUGCAUGACAACAUGAUAAAUGUCAGCCUUCCCAGCAGUCUGGCAGGGUCCCCUCAAGGGAAACUAGUCAGUCUCAAAGUCUGGGAAAACACUGUAGUGGUGCCUACUCUGUCGGGGCACGUGGUUGGCUGGUGAGAAGCCAAGAGCCUGGCUUGGUCCUGUAGGUCUAACAUAAAGGCUUCUAGCUCCUGGGAGAUUCGGGCUCCAAGUGGGUGAAGGCUAUUUCUCUGGAGAAGUCAGUAAAGAGAAUUUGUGAACAAGAAAAAAAUGGUGCCCUACAUGGAUGCUACCAGAGUGGGCAUCUGCCAAAGAAAGGGAAACUGAUUCCCAAGACCAGAACACUGAGGUGGGUCCGUUGCCCAGGCAUUCCUCACCCAGCAAGAAUACAUUCCUUCAGAGAACAGUCCUUACAAAUAUGAGCGUCCAGUCAGUGGAAGAGAAGGCAGUCAGCUAAAGACAGGGUCUUAAAUUGUGACAUGGAAUUUUCUCACAACUAAAAGUAAGAUACCCUAGACAAUGUGAUCCUGACCUUUUGAUUCAGCCUAACUCUGGCCCAAGUUGUCCUGGAACUGACAGAUCUUCCUUCCUGUGUCAUCCUCCUGAGUACUGGGAUUUCGGCACGCAUCACCAUAAUUUUAGAUUUUUUAUUUGUGUAUAUGUGUGUGUGCCAUCUUGUGUGUGUGUGUGUAUACCGUAUACAUGCAGGUGGCUUCAGAAGCCAGAAGAGGACAUUGGACCCCCUGGAACUGGAGUUACAGGAGGUGUGGGCCACCUUAUGUGGGUGCUGGGAAGUGAGCCCGAGUCCACUACAAGAGCAGCAAGUUCUUUUAAGUACUGAGCUAUCUCUCCAGCCCCCAAAUCAUUUGAUGAAGGUCUUUCCUUCUGUUUAUGAUUUUGUAUUUUCUUAUAUUUUUGGCCAUCAAGUAUUUCAA